CGGGGCGGCGGCCGGACCCGGAAGCGGCGCGGCUGAGUCACGGCGGCGGCGGCGAUGAGGCAGCCGCAGCCGCGGGCGGUGUCGUUGUCAUUGUCGGCGUCGCUGUCCCCUCUCGGCGUCUGAGGAGCCGCCCGCGCGCGCCCGCCCUGCUCUCCGCGCGCCGCCCGCCACACUCGGUGCCGCCGCCAAGAUGAUGGAGGAGAUAGACCGGUUCCAGGUGCCCGCCGUGCGCGCCGAGAUGCAGCCGCUGGAUCCAGCAGCUGCAGCUAUUUCGGACAGAGAUUGUGAUACGAGAGAGGGAGAGACUGUAGCCAUGAACUAUAAGCCAUCUCCACUUCAAGUGAAAUUAGAGAAGCAGAGGGAGCUGGCUCGGAAGGGGUCCCUGAAGAAUGGCAAUAUGGGAAGCCCAGUUAAUCAGCAGCCCAAGAAGAACAACGUGAUGGCACGAACAAGGCUCGUCGUUCCCAACAAGGGCUACUCAUCACUAGACCAGAGUCCAGAUGAAAAGCCCCUGGUAGCCCUGGAUACAGACAGUGAUGAUGACUUUGAUAUGUCGAGAUAUUCCUCCUCGGGAUACUCAUCAGCUGAGCAGAUCAACCAAGACUUGAACAUCCAGCUGCUAAAGGAUGGGUACCGGUUAGAUGAGAUCCCGGAUGACGAGGACCUCGACCUAAUCCCCCCUAAAUCGGUCAACCCUACCUGCAUGUGUUGCCAAGCCACCUCCUCCACCGCCUGUCACAUCCAGUAGUGAGGCCGGCAGGCUGUGAUCAGUGCUUUCCACUAUAACUGUAAAACUUAACAGCCAUUGCUUCCUCCUAUGGUAGGACGUGCACCUCUUUGUGUUCAUGGAGCCAGGAGAAACCAAAAAAUUCAUUUUAUGAUUGGUUGAUAACUUAUUUUAAACUAUGGUAAAACAAAAGAGAAGUUGCUCAAUGUGCCAGGCAGUGCCUGGCAGAGCUGACUGGUCUGGAGAGCGAAUGCAGAGGGGUCCAGAGAUACCUCCUUGAUUUGUUUAGGCACUGGGGAUAUUUUGUAAAGUGUCUUUUUCCAGAAUGGGAAAGGUCAGGUGGGACUUCAGGUAAUCCUGCCCACUGAAACCAAUCCAUCUGCAAGAUUAGGGCAAGUUGGAGGUAUCAAAGUGUUUUACCAAUGGGAGGAAGUCAGUUCUUAAUUCAUUCACUAAACCUGUUCCAUUUGCAUAACCAAAAUGAUAUAACUGGGGCACAGGAAGGGGGACGAACCAGGGCAUCCUUUUUUAUGGCAAGGCUAGCCAGGACUAGCAUAAUACAAUUCAUUCACUUGCAAAAGGGACAAGUAGCUGACAUCUCACUGUGAGUCAGUACUAGCUACAGCUGUUGUGUCACAUAGCCAAUGCAAUCUACCCUUAGCGCCACACUAAAUUAUCACCAAACACAUCAGAUGAGAUCUGCAAUCCACUCAUGCCCUUCAAGGAUUUGCUCAUUUCCCAGGAAUACCAAUCGUACUUGUGACUUCAGUUCAGUCACGUAUUCUGACUUCAGCUUGUAUUUAAUCCGUGUGCAACCUAACUCUUUCCAAAACUCUUAAACUUUGUUCAGCUGAGAAGAAGUGAAUCCUCCUUGAGUCAGGACUAGAGAUGUACAGCCUGAAGAACAGUGCUGGAAACGGUAGUUGAAGACAGCACAUUUUGACAGUGCUUGACUCUUGAUAUUCCCUUGACACUGUGUCUCUGGGUGCCUGUGGGAGAAACUCAUUAAUGCUGAAGUCAUCAGUGUGGUGGGGUCAGACUUGAGAGGAAUUUUCAGCUUCAGAUGAAAGAUGCCCAUAAGAGGAAACUACUGUUCCAGACAUGGUCCCAGGUCAGGAGCAGUUGGUGCUGGAAAAGUUAGGAAAUCUGUUGGAUUAGGUAGCUGGCCUGAGCUCCCAGUUCACCAGCAGAUUGUUUCGAAUGCAGAGUCACUUCUGGAAUUAGGAAACAUGUUCUCUCACUGACUGCAGCAUAUACAAGGGAUGGGCUGGAAUUUUUCUUGGUGUUGAAAUCUUUUGCCACAGAUUCUUGUGUUUUCCUGGCCUUUCAAGGGGAAGAACAACCUGCCUUGGGUCAUCACCUGCUUUGUAGCCCGGGAAAGGAAAAAAUAAGGCCAGUUCUGAGUUUCCCAUCAGAAUUCCUGAGUCACAAAGCAGACCUUGAGCUGUACCACAACAGACAGAUCCCCCAUCUGAAAUCUAUAUGAAGUGAGCUGAGGCUUUAAGAAGUCUUAAUUAGCAGGAGGUUUUCUUUAACAUCCUGGAGAUUUAAUCUGUGCAGUGCAAAGCUUGAUACCAGCCACAGUCUGAGUGAAAGAACAGGCACACAAGAUUCCUGGAUUUAUUUACUUGAUGGUAUUGACAACUUUUAAAGCUGUGCUUGUCUCCUCUGCCUAAAACAACAUGCUGCCACCCUAGUUCCAGGCCAUAGAAGGAGGACUUGAAUGGUGCUGUUUACUGAGCGUCCCUGCCUCUUCAUGCAGAAGUGAUGGUUGACUUGCCAUCUUUUGUAGGGAUAGUGUUCCUUAAGUGAAUUCAUCUACUUUUCUCACCAUCUGGUAUGCUGAGAGGGAAUAUUUCCAAAAUACAACUCAGGUACAAGGUUGUCUGGAGGUGGGGGAAGUAGAGAGUAGAGAGAAAGAUAAAAGGGAAUAACAUUCUUUAAGGAGUCUUUUUUAAUGGGGAAUAUCGUCAAAACCUAAUAGAAAUACCAUGGUAAAACCAAAUCCUAUAGGACAUGACCAGCACUCGCUAAAUCUUCACUCUUCUGGAGAGGGACUUUGCAGUUCAGCACUGGUAUCAUGGAAUAUCUUCAUCACAUUUAUCCUCCUCGGUCAGUUUCUGCCAUCCAGCGAGGCUGCACACACUCAGCCCUUCCCACAGCCCUUGCUCAGGAGCUCAGAGCAUUUUGGAGUGCCUGCUAGAGCAACAAGCCAUCUCUUUACCUGGGCCAGCCACUGAGGGCUGCAUAUGCCACAGGUCUCCAUUGAGCUGCCAUCAUAGAAUCAUGCCAUCAUCUGGGUUCAAAAAGACCCUUAAAAACAUCACUGAGUCCAGCAAUAACCAAGCACUAUCCUGUUCAGUCUAGGAUAGAAUGAGGUUUGCUGUCACUGUUACCUCUCAGGGUUAAUACCUCUCCUCUGAGGGACAGAUUUCCAUAUAGUGGACUUGGCAGUGUGGAUUAACAGUUGGAUUCUAUGAUUUUAAAGGUCUUUUCCAAUCUGAGGGAUUCUGUGACACCCACUGUCCCAUGGCAUCAUUAUCAAGUCCUUUUGUUUCCCCUGUUGCUGGCUUUUGCUUGCCAUGUGCCCUGAGACAUCCCCCAACCCUGCAACUGCCUUCAGCCCUUUGCAUUUUGUGAUGUGCAUCUGCUUCUAGCACACCCCUUUAGGGAGGGAGGGAGAUGAAUUCAGAUGUUCCACCCAAUGUUUCCUCCAAAUACAAACCAAAGCACAACUCAAGCAUUUUUACCUGUGCACAGAAGGAGUUGGUUGCAGUUGGUUUGGCAUGACAAUACAGGACCAUAAAAUGGCAAUUUUUUGGCUUCUCCUCUCUAUGCUUUGUGUUCAUAUAUUUUAUUAGGAGAAUAAUGUAGAAAGGGUGGGGAAAAGUAGUUACCUGUGUAGGGUCAUUAUCAGAAAGGCUGCGUGGCUUAAGGCAAUGCACAUGUAGCUGUCACAGAAAACUGAACACUAACCCUUCUGAACUGCAGCCUCUUCAGCAAAUUAUGACCAUGCAGCGUAUUUGUUGGCUCAUUAUGGAAUGUUGAGAACUGCACAUGGAUAUGUAUCAACCACAGAUGAGGCUGGUUCCCCUUGUCUGGUCUCAUGUUCAGACCUAUGCUUUAGCCAUCAGGUUUUCUAUGUAUGCCAUCAGAGUCACAGAAUAGGUAAGACUGGAAGGGGCCACAGUGGGGUCAUCUGAUCCAGCCUCUCUGCUCAAGCAACCCUUGUUGGAGGUUAUGCUGUGGUGAUUUCCUGGGAAGGUGUGGAGAUAGAUGGCUAUCCUGGCACUGCUCUCCUUAGACCAGUCUCUGCCACCAUAGCCAGAAGAAGGCAGAAGGCGGGAGCGCAGACUGACUCUCUGUCACAGCAUUUCUACAAAAUCUACAGAGCUGCUGGUGCUCUCCUAAAUGCAGACGGCAUGCAAGAAAGAAAAUCAUUCCUUUCACCAAUCUUUGCACCAAACAAGAUGGCCCUCUCAGGCCACAUUUUCAAUCCAAAGUUGUACAGAAAACCAAGGGGAGGAACACUAUGGAAUAUGAAAUGCUGCGUUUCUGUCUACCUAAAUUAACCAUGCAAACAGGAUGUAAGGAUAUUGAUGCUGGUGCUUCCACAAAGGAAUUUGCAUUUGAUGCCUCCUAAAGCCAGACUGGGCUUUUGUUAGGAUUUUAUGUAAUGUCAGUCACCAAAUUAUGUGAGUUUCAGCAAAUCCUUUUAUCAGAUGUUAAUCUGAUUAAAUAUCAUGUAGUAUCCUUGAAUGUGAGCUGGAUUUGAACAGCAGGGUGUCAGCACUCUGUUCAGUCUCUCUUGUCUGCAAACUCCAUAUUUCCAGAUGUCUUUGGGAGGAGGAACAUCCUCCUAGUCUUGAGAAAGGUCUAUAGAUAGUGUGUUCAUGUCUGAUUUUCUUAUGUUUGUACAUAAACCUUGGCUGAAAGGAGGCUGAUGCCCAUUCUGAAGGCUCAUUUGGUAUCUUACCAGACACAUCUUGAAGUGAACCCUUGGAAGAGCCACUGGGUGAUACCUGACAUUGUGGCAUGUCUGUCCCUAACAUGUGUGCUUGGCCACUGGAUCUGCUGUGCUCUCUUGUCUGUCCUGCCUGCAGAUGCCUUGCAACUGCAAAAGCAGGUGACCAUCCCUGCUGCAUGGACUUUGAGAGGGACUUCAGGACAGCUUCCCCACAGACAAGAUGGACUCAGCUCCUUCUGGCUUGUUUCACCAGCUCUUGUCCCAAAAGGAGGCACCCACUGUGUUCAGCAGUUCACUGGCUGACACACAGGUCUGCAAUCCUGAGCAGAUUCCUUCCCUUUCCAUGCACAGUCUGAUCCUGGUCUGGCCUGCAGGCUGUGCAGGAGAAUGCAGGAGGCUUGAAAAAUGCAGUGCCCUAUGUGUGACUCAACAGAAACAUGAAGAUGUUUUUGAAGAAAGGAAGGACCCAGCUGGGCAACAGAUGGAAAACAGGAAAAGGAACACAAGCAAUAACUAGAAAGAUUGCCAAGUGCUGUCUUGGCCUAGGGCAGAUCCCAGUUGUCCAAGUUGAUCUGUCUCAGUGCUGUGCUGAUGCCAGCAGGAAGCAAAGCUUGCUUUCAGAUGUACACACCAGAAACACCCUGUCUCUGAGCUCGCACUGCAGCCAGAUACAGCUGGGUGUAUCCAGACCUGGUGGGUCUGCUAGACUGUUAGAGCACAGAAAUGAGAUCUGGGGUCCUUGCUGCUGUUGGUAUUUGCUCUAACCUCAGGCAAGCCACAUCCCUUCUUGAUGUCCAUUCCCUUCUGCAGCACAUGGGAGAAACCUGCCUUCCCAAAGUUCUGCCACCAUCCUGCAUAGAUACUGCCAAGUGUGAGAGGCACCACUGAUAGGACAGUUCUGGAAGCAGGAUGUAAAUAUCAUGCUAUAGAAAUUUAAUUCCUAUUUUCAGAGUACUACUCUGCUUUCCUUCUGUUUACCAUCUUCUGAUGUUCCUCGUGCAUGCCAGAAUGCAGCAGGGCGGAGAUUAGUACAGAGGUUAAACAUCUUUCGAGAAAGAUGUUUGUCAAGGGUAUGUUAUCCAGUUUCUUGGCAGCUGACUCUUGCACAACUGCUUUCUGAGUUUGCUUGCUCCCAGAGAGAACAUGUGCAAUGACUUUGUGGCCCAACAGCACCAUCCUCUGAUAGCAGAAUUAAGGAAUUUAGGAGUGCAGCUUGAGAUGGCAAGACAUGAUGAAUGGGAACAGAGGAUUGAAAGGCUCAUUUUUGGGAUAUUCCCGUGGCAGUUUCAUGCUCUUGCUUUUAGCAACCAUAUAUCACCUUAGCCUUUAGACUGGUGUUUCUGCCUGGGCUGCUCCUUUACUUUUCCAUUCUCACUUCAAACCCACCUGGGGUAUUGCCACUCUUACCUAGACUGCCAUAGGCUUUGGCACCUGGAGGCUGCUUGGCUCAGCAAGCUUGGAAUGCAUGUUCAAAAGCAACAUCUGCAUAGAGGAGCAGUGCCACGGGGCUAGCUAGGAAGGCAUACAAAGGUCUUCAUUUUAAACUGCUUUUCACCUCUAGGCACACUUGUCUCUUCCUUUAAAGGCUCAGCUGUGAGAGGGAUUGCUCCAAACCACACCUCAUCAGACAAACCCGCCUUUGUUACAGAACCACACAAGACCUGAAGCAGAAGGGCCAGGAAUUUAGCAUAAAGGGAGAUUUUGUGCCCGGGAUUAUCUGCAGGAGGUCAGUGGAGGUUUCUCAUAGGAGUUGUGGUCCAUAUUUUAACUUCCUGCAUUAUGCAGCUGAGCUGCUGUAUUGCUUCCCAAAAAUUACAGCUACAUCCCUUCCUUUGCCCCACUUGACAUUGUUGGCAGUCCUGGGAUGACAGCAGCUGAACUCUGCCUAUCUGAGCACACCUUUGACAGCUUGCUGAGGAGACAAAGGCUGGGACUGAGAUCACACAGAGCACAGCCCCAUGGCCCACACAAGCAUGCAGCAAACCGUGUCACAGAGCAGCACAGACACCAGCAGGACAGGUUGCAGCUUUCCCUGGUGCCUACUGGAAAGCAGUAGGCACCAGGAAAAGGCCACUGAAAGGCCAUUCUAAGUCCCGUAGCUGCUAAGAUAUUUUGUCUCCCAGAGCAGCAUUUCUCUCCUAGCUGCCCAUGCAGCUGUCCCAGGUGAGCUCCAUGGGAAGCACUGCUCUUCUCCCAGGCUGCCUUUUUGCUUUUUCAGCCUAAAUAGCUGCAACUCCAUUUUGUACCCACAUUCUUCAAGCCUCCAUUAUUUAGGAGACACAGUUUGUUGAGAUAUAGAAUACAGACACAUGCCUACAGAUUUGUUUGUUCAGUUUCUUUGCAUGGAGAAGCUGCAGUAGCAGCUGUGUUCAACUUGUGGCUGCCUCUGGCCUAAGACAAGCCCCAAGCAAAAGUCAGGCCAGCUGUAGGUCAGUGAAUAUGACAGGGUGAGAAUCAGACAGGAGGCUGGGAUUUCUCUUCACCCACAUGAAGGCUGUGGGGCUGAGGAUUCACCAGGUUCAUGCAAAACCUGGUGAGAUGCAGCCCACCAAGCCGGAUGCCUUCACCCUCCUGGCCUCAGUGCUGUGGGUCCAGGUAUGCAGAUCAGGUCCCACACCUGCCAACCCACUUUCUCCUGGUAUGGGCUUGUGUCCUGCAGCAAAGGCCUUAGUAGGGAGCCUGUUGCCUCUGCUUUUGCUGCAGUUGGGCAGGGUGCUCUGAGAUACUGGUGGGGCUGUAGUUUUGCAGGGAAAAAGACUCUGGUGGAAGAUGAAGUCUUUGCAGGGGAAACAGUUCAGAAAGUUGGGUUUUUCCCUUCCCCUUUUUGCACUUUUUAAACCCUUUUUACUCCUUCCACAGAGGUUAUUGAACCUUCAGUUUAAUAAGGGAGAUGAGCUGCCAUUAAAUAGGUUUCUGAAGGGUCUGAAAGCAGGUGCUGACUGGCGUGCAGAGCCAGUCUGUGCCUGACAUGAUUUCCAGACCUCAUUGUCCAACCUGUAGCAGAGUCACCCCAUGAGCUGGGCAAGGACUGGGGUGACCCUCAGUGCUGACUGAGGGUCAGCACUGGCCAUCAUGUCAAACAGCCAUGGCUUCCCAAACUGAAGAAGAAUCAGACCAGAAAAUGGGGGAAGGAGCAACCGCAGUAGAAGGAUAGUCUAGUUGUCACAAAUAAUCUUCAGUAUCCGUGUCCAGUGGUUAGUCUUAGAAUUGCAAGCCUUGUUAUAUUGCACACACGUCCUCCUUCCAUUCCCCUUUUCUCAAAGCAGCCGUCGCCUUUCUUCCCCCUGCCCCAUGCACUAGUGAUGAGUAUCAGAGGCAGUUGCACCAAAGUGAUUCUCAGCCCAGUUCUGCAUCCCCCUUUCCCACCCAAACCCAAGGCAACCCAGACAGUGGUUAGCCUUCACGAGUCUAGUAAUUCCAGUUAGGUUUCUUUCCUUGUGUUUCAUGGCUUCCUUCCCAUGCACUCUAGCAGGGCACUACAGGAGGCUCUGACCGUGUCCCAGGAAGUUUCUUUGCCCCCAGCAGCACCUUGCCGACAUGCACCUUACUGGGAAUGUACUGGGUCAGUGCUGGUGAGAUCUGGCACUGCCGAUCUUGAAUGGGUGGCAGCUGAUGGGGAUCCACCCAAGGAAGUUGGCAGAAAGUGGCUACUGUCCCUUUUCUUUUCUUUUUUGAGGGAGAGAAGGAUUUUUUUGGCAUUACAAUUAUUGUCCAUCUUCCAGUGGCCAAGUUCUGGGCUGCAUUAAUAAUGGGGGUUCAUUGGCUGUCCAGGCAGGUGUGGAGCUCUGCACCAACCUUAAUAGCAAAUGUCAUGGCUGUAGCCAGAGUCUGUGUACAGGAUGGGUUUCUUCCAUGCUGGAAAAGUACUUUCAGCAGGCUCCAGUUGGACACUUCUGGCAGACAGAAAAACAACACUUCUCCAAGUCCAAAUCAAAUCUGCACUUCCAUUUUGUGUCCUCAGCAUGGGAAAAAAAAUCAGCCUAAGCAAAUGCCUUCCAGGUCUCCAUUCCCCCGUGUGGUGCCUGAUGCACCAGGGGAAGGGGUGCUGGGAGGCAUUUCAGGGUCACCAAAAGCAAGAACCUUCUUGGAUUUAUUUAAUGGAAAUACAUUUCAGGACGGGAGACCUCCCAACCUUUGUGUUAAUCUCAAGAGCAGGAGAUGAAUUUCUGGCUGUCCUUGCAUAUAGUGAAAUAUAGCUGAAACAGCCAAACACAAAUAGAGUUAAAUGUAGGGUUUGACCUGAAUAACCUUUUAAUUAGGAAGAUAAAUUUGUUGUAGCUUGACCUUAGUCCUUGUUAGGAACCUGCUAAUCAUUUGACAUGCAGAGUAUAUUAAUGCUGCACUUAACUUGGCCAUUGUUUUUUUAUCUGGUUUUGGGAGUUUUUUCACUCUUGAAGCAUCAGUCUACAUCUUGUAUGGGUUUUCUUUUGUUCCCUUUUUUCCCAUUCAGGUCAUGUAGCACACUGUUGUACUUUUGUUCCCGUCUGUGUAGAGUAUUGCCUUAAACAGAUCAGUUGUGUUAUGGUUUGUUUCAGGUUUUCUCUUUUCUACCAUCAGUUUUAUACAUUAAUUUAUUUUAGAAUAUGGGGUUUUUUUCAAAAACAUGAAAAAUGUGUAUAAUAUUUUUUUUUAACAUUUCCAUUGCAGUAUUUAUCAUUGUUACUGGUUGUGUGUAGUGUAACGGAAUUAAUGAUAUUAAAAAGCAUACAUAUGAAAA
Messenger RNA from Taeniopygia guttata (zebra finch), 9411 nucleotides. RefSeq names its product family with sequence similarity 219 member A (gene FAM219A). Lineage: Eukaryota; Metazoa; Chordata; Aves; Passeriformes; Estrildidae. The record is from RefSeq and is a predicted model, not a curated record.